AUGUGGUUGAAAAAGUGGUUGGAUGACAACUUUCUCAAGCAGACGAUCAAAGACGCCAUGAAAGAAGGUGCGCAAGCCAUGAUCGAGUUGAUGUCCGGUCCGGCGAAGUGUGCCCCACUUGUAAACACAGUCACGCAGACGGUCACCGCAGCGGCCGUUGAAGCAGGGAACCGCAUUGCGAACCUCAUACCCGGACUGACUCUGAAGUGGGACUUCCUGUCGAUUCUCUUGCUGAAGCCUCAGAAGCUCUUCUGCAAGGAGAUCUACACAACACCGAAUUUCGAGAACUCCCCCUGCGCGGAUCAGCUCGGGUGCGGGACAGCCGGCCAGGGCCCACCAGAUGAAUCGGAGGUCGAGACUGUGCCGCCGGAGCAAGUGGAUCCGCCGACUGUAGAGAGGCCGCCAGGUGUUCCCCCUCCUUCAUGCGGCAGUCUUAGAAUGGGUGACCGGUUUAUUGAGCUCGGCAAGUUCCGCAUCGCCGAAAUCGAUGCGAGCCACCUGUCGAUCUCACACCAGGAGAUUGCCUCGUGUAGGCAUCCUAAACCAUGUCAGGCCUAA
Molecule: messenger RNA, 558 nt
Organism: Symbiodinium sp. CCMP2456
Lineage: Eukaryota; Dinophyceae; Suessiales; Symbiodiniaceae
Source: the annotation of a GenBank genome assembly